AUGAGUGAUUUAAUUAAUGCCAGCGAAGCAGCAUCUCUCGCUGUUAGAUUUGAUCAAACAGGACAGAUUGAUAAAGCAGUGGAAUGCUAUAGAACAGCGGCUAGGUUGUUGGACCGAGUUUGUGAUCGAGUACCUUCAGAAAAACAAGUUGAUAUACGAGUAAAAGUUAAGGAAUAUUUAGAAAGAGCUACUUUUUUACAAGAACAGAAAGAUAGAGCUAAGCAAGCUGAAAGUGAGCGUGGGAUGCAACAAUGCUACUUUCUUAUGCAACAGGCUUUAGAUGCAGAUGAGGCCAAUUUAAAGGACCUGGCCUUAAAGCUUUAUACACAGGCUGUAGAAUUGGCUGUCAGUAUUAAUACAAAUGAUCCUGAAGUCAAACAAAAAGUGAAAAAUGUCGCUGCACAAGCUUUAGACAGAGCUGAGGAGUUAAAAGGCAUUAAGAAAAUCAGUGCACUAUCAAUCAAUGGACCUUCAAAACCUGUGGUAUCACCUAAAGCUCAAUUGCAGAGGGAACAAAGUGUACACUUGAAAGUGACUGGGAAGCAAGUGUACACAGAAGAAGAAAAGGAGGUCCUGCGUCAGACGUCGCACAUAAACAACAACUGUUUCCUACCUUUCAUGGAUGUGGACCUAUCAGAGAAAUUCCAAUACGCGAUACCGUUUGAAGAUAGAGCCAGUGAAUUGAAACUGUCUUCGAAGCAGCAGAAAGAGUUUGAUUGUUGGAUCCGACCACACGAAGUUUCUGUUGACCCUAAAAUGAUAGUUGGGGAACAUGUGGACUGUUUUAGUAUUAAACAAACGAUAGUCUCCGAUUGUUCGUUCGUUGCGUCCCUCGCUGUCAGUGCUUUAUAUGAGAAAAGAUUCAAAAAGAAAGUAAUCACUUCCAUUAUAUAUCCUAAGAAUAAAAACAAAGACCCUGUGUACAACCCCUUCGGUAAAUAUAUGGUGAAGCUACAUCUUAAUGGAGUAAGGCGAAAGGUAAUAAUUGAUGAUCGUCUUCCGUAUAGUAAGUACGGCCGCUUGCUUUGCUCCUAUUCGAGCAAUAAAAACGAAUUCUGGGUGUCCAUGUUGGAGAAAGCCUACAUGAAGGUUAUGGGUGGUUAUGACUUCCCUGGAUCUAAUAGUAAUAUUGACCUACACGCAUUAACCGGUUGGAUACCAGAGCGAUGUGCGAUCCGCACAGGCGAGGCGGAUUUCAACGCGGACGCGUUAUACGAAACGAUACGGACACGACUCGACCGCGGCGACGUGCUGGCGACUGUGGCGACGGGCGCGCUCUCAGAUGCGGACGCCGAGAGGACCGGUCUCGUGGCCACACACGCGUACGCCGUGUUGGACGUGCGGCUCGUCAAUGACGUGAAGCUUCUAAAACUGAAGAAUCCGUGGUCUCAUCUCCGUUGGCGGGGUAACUACAGCGAACUUGACACUGCACACUGGACCGCCUCACUUCGACAGCAACUGCACUACGACCCGGACAGCGCGGCGCAGUAUGACAACGGAGUCUUUUGGAUAGAUUAUAACAGCAUACUGAAGUUCUUCGACGUCUUCUACCUCAAUUGGAACCCGGAGCUUUUUAAAUUCACCUAUUGUAUACACCAGAAAUGGGAUGCUGGCAAUGGUCCAGUGAAAGACGCGUACAACAUCGGCGAGAACCCGCAGUUCUCUCUGCACUUGCAGGGAAGCGGCGCUGUCUGGUUGCUGCUGACGCGUCACAUUACGCAGAUCGAUGAUUUCAGGGACAACAAGGAAUAUAUCACGUUGCUGGUUUACAAGAACAAUGGGCGGAGGGUAUACUAUCCAUACGAUCCACCGCCAUAUAUCGACGGUAUACGAAUAAACAGUCCGCACUACCUCUGCAAGAUAAUAACGGGCGAGAACAGUUGCGACAGAUACACACUGGUCGUAUCGCAGUAUGAGAAGACGCGGACGAUAUACUACACGUUACGUGCGUACGCGACCUGUCCUAUAUCGAUGGCCAAGUUGGAACCCUACCCUUAUACUAAAACGAUGCGGGGUGAAUGGUCAGGGAGGACAGCAGGUGGGUGUGAAAAUCACAGGGCGACAUAUCCAAAUAAUCCUAAGUUUACUGUAACGGUCCCAGAAGCGAGAGCACCUUGCAGUUUGGUUGUGGAGCUCAAAGGCCCCAAACAAUAUCAGAUCGGAGUUGAUGCCAAGGUGGACUCACUUGAUGACCCAAACGUUACGGCGCCAUUUUUAAAAGAAUCUUCUGGUCCGUACAGAUCCGGCUUCGUAUACCUUGAGUUACGUAAUCUACCGGCGGGCCGGUACAUACUAACUGUGUCCACUUUCUAUCCGGGUCAGGAAGGACCGUUCAUACUGGAACUGAAGUCUACGUGUGAAUUGACGUGUGAAGUGCGUAACUAG
This is a messenger RNA of Parnassius mnemosyne (clouded apollo), 2385 nucleotides long. Lineage: Eukaryota; Metazoa; Arthropoda; Insecta; Lepidoptera; Papilionidae. The record is from the annotation of a GenBank genome assembly.